Messenger RNA from Pangasianodon hypophthalmus (striped catfish), 3405 nucleotides. RefSeq names its product sphingomyelin phosphodiesterase 2b (gene smpd2b). Lineage: Eukaryota; Metazoa; Chordata; Actinopteri; Siluriformes; Pangasiidae. Gene Ontology annotation, molecular function: sphingomyelin phosphodiesterase activity. The record is from RefSeq and is a predicted model, not a curated record. The transcript has 11 exons. Bases 207 to 1490 code for a protein of 427 amino acids. Gene Ontology annotation, cellular component: cytoplasm.
CGGCAGGGAAAGGAAUCGAAGUACUGUUAUUCGGCAGUGACAGUUCGCAGUACACAGCCGGAACUGCCUCACUAUCUGCAGUGUAUCUUACCACAUCAUUUAGUGUGCACACUUUUUUUUUCAACGGAUCUUUUUCAACGAGUCAAUUAAAGUAGGUCCUACUGCAGAGGGGAUCACACUUCUCUCUCAAUCCUGUGACAGCCAGCAUGCCUGUGAGACUACGUAUCUUCUCCCUCAACUGCUGGGGAAUACGCUACCUUAGUAAGCACUGUGCUCAGCGAUAUGCCAUGAUUGGAGAUCUGCUAAGCAAGGAGCAGCAUGACGUAGUAUUACUGCAGGAGGUUUGGAGUGAAAAAGACUUCCACUUCUUGAAAACCAAGCUUGGCAGCACACAUCCUCAUUCCCAUUAUUUUAAAAGUGGAUUUUUUGGGAGUGGACUGGCGGUCUUUUCCAGACAUAGAAUCCAUGAUGUCUUUCUGUACAAAUACUCCUUAAAUGGUUAUCCCUACAUGGCCCAUCAUGGAGACUGGUUCGGGGGUAAAGCUGUUGGGAAAUUACUGCUGAAAAUCAGUGGAUUGAUGGUGCAUGUCUACGUCACUCACCUGCAUGCUGAGUAUUCCAGAGAGCAAGAUUCCUAUCUCCCCCACAGAGUGGUGCAGGCCUGGGAACUCCAAAACUUUAUACGGCACACAUGUGCUGGGGCAGAUGUGGUGAUACUAGCGGGGGAUUUGAACAUGCACCCUGAAGACCUCGGCGUGAGAUUGCUGCGCAGAUACAGUGGACUCCGGGACUGCUUCAUUGAGACAGCCAGCUUUGAUGGAUGUGAACAGGGAUUCACCCAUAUAACAGACAACCCCUUCACAAAUACUCAUGAACUUAUUCCGUUUGGAGGAGGAAUCCGUAUUGACUACAUCUUAUUCAAGGGAUCAGGGAGAGUGGAUGUGAGCUGUGAAUCUCUGUCCACUACCAAGGGCUCUGUUCCUGGGUAUGACUUCCCUUACUCAGACCAUGAAGCUCUCAGCACUGAGCUGCUGCUUUCCCCUUUGAAAGACGAGAAGGAAGAAAAAGAUUACAAUGCAGUUAGUAUUUCUGAGCUGAUAAACAUUGUGACCGAGGCUCGUACGGAGGUGAAGGUGGGCCUGCAUUGUGCUGAGCGCAUGCGCUACACGGCUGCACGCACUGGGUUUAUGGGCCUGGCCUUGUUGCUGCUGGAGAUGGCCAUAGCUGCUGUGCCUAUUUUCUCCCUGGGAGCUGAACAGCCUUUCCCCAAAGCUUCCUUCUACCUACUGGGGGCGCUGUGCUUCGCCAUCCUUCUCUCUGCUGCCUUCCUGUACAUCUUUUACAGCAUGGAGGUGAAGUCUCUACAAGGAGCAGAGGACCAGAUGAGGAUUGCAGUAGGCAGCCUGCAAGAACAUCUGAAGGAGCUACCUGAGGUUAUAGGUGAGGACCAUUCUCAAAGGGAACCUGACACUGUAGAGUCAGAAGAGUGAUCAACCAAGAUUCAAGCCUGUGAACACUGCUGAACCACUUAACUAAAUUUCUGGGAUAUUUCCUUGCUUCUAGCAAGUUGACAUGUGUUCUUAAUUCAUAGACUUUAAACAAGGCUCAGCUGAGCCACUCUCACUGAAUCUGCCUUGUUUUAGAUGGUUCCAAAUCUGUCCUAUGGACCUGAUUCUCUCUAUGGCCCUGUUCACACCUGGUAUUAACAUGCGUCCUGGGUGAUCGGACCACAAGUGGACAGCGCUAAGUACAGGUGCGAACUCAAACCACAUUCGGAGGUGGUCUGGGACGCAUAGGACCACAUUACUUUUGUACUGUGAACGUAAAUGCGUCCCGAGGCCUCGGGGAUAGCAACGAAGGACCAACUAAUUGAUUAUUGCCCUAGCUGGAAAUCAUGUAAUCAUUGCGAGCCUUUUCGGAAAUGGCGCUGAAUGGUAGAGCUCUCCGCUGCAAGGCUAAUGGGUAAAGGUGAUGAUAGCAGCAGAGAUGCAAGCAGCUGCUUCUCAUAGCUUCUUUCAUCAUCUCAUCUCAUUCAUUUAUUUCAUUUAUAUUAAGUUUCAUUAGACUACCAAAUGUUUGACAAAUGAAAGGUGCAUGAAAUAUUAUUCGUGGGACAUUUCUGCCUAAAAAUAAAUGCCGUGGAAGACUGACGUAAUAAAUGAUAUAUGAAAUCACAAGCGAUCACUGAAGAUGCCAGGUGUGAACGAGUGGGUAUACGUUUCGGCUGUCCACGUAUGAUCGGAUCACCCAGGACACGUGUUAAUGCCAGAUGUGAACGGGGCCUAUUUCUCACUAGCUGUCUUACUCACUUUUAGUAGGCUGAAGAUUCUCCACAAGAGGGAGCUAUUAGCACCACAGGCAAAAAAGCAUGUGAGUGGCACUUCUGAUUAGUAAUACUAUGUGUCCUUGUUCUGAGUGAUGAGAUUGCAGCCCAGCAUAUAGCUCAUAGAUGGAAGUCUGUCUCAGGAAUUUGACUGGACCAAUCAUCUUGCUUAGUCACAAAUAGAGAACAAUCAUCAGGAACAAGACUGAAAGAAAUUAGUAACCAAAGUGUAAGCAAUAACAUUGCAGAAGCAAACUUAUACCACAGCCCUGCUGAAUUCUCGAUUCUGAUUGGUCAGAAGGUGUUGCUUAAUUUUCUGUAUCAUCACCUCACCUCACUGUUGAUUAUUUUCUUAUAAAAGCACACUCCAUCAUGUUUUAUCCCUUACAUACUGUACAUUUCCAUGUCCCAUUAGAAAAAUAGGCCAGUUACUCCUCUUAUUUAAUGGUUUUUCACCUUAUUUCUUGUAGUAAUUAAGGCAUAUAAGCUUUUUAUGUUGGCAUUAUGCAUUUUUUUUCAGAUCUAACAAAACUCUUAUUUAUCAGGCCCAGUAGAAAUUGCUUUUUUGUUUCUAAAUAAAUAAAUAAAUAAAUAAAUAAAGGAUUGAUCUCAAUCCUGCAGGGCAGGUGAUUCUAAUAACCACUCAUUUUUCUUAGAUUAGUUUAUUGUCCUCCUUAUAUUAGAUGUUUCCUGCUUAUCACCUGUAUUUGUAUUUGUGUUUACACAAAUAGUAAUAGAUAAAAACUAUACAUUUGUAUUUUUUGUCUUUUAAUAGCAUCUACACUUAACUCUGUACUGUAAUCAUUAACUCCUAUUUUAUCACACACAUUAAUAUAUUUACUGUAUACGUACACAUUAUGAAUGUUGAAUGCAGAGACAGGUUUGUAAUAUUUGACCAAGGACUUAAGUAAACUUAACAUAAUGUCAGUUUCAUGUAUCCAUGUUUGUAUACCUCAUACAUUUCAGUUGUCUACACUCUGUAAACCCUAUAUGCAUUAAAUGUUACUCACUUCACGAGUUCCAUGAGUUCAGUUGUUACAACACAUGCACUUUUUUUUUUUUUUUAGAUUAAAUAAAUUAUU